AUGAUCCUGGAGCUGCCGUCGAUCUCGCAGGUCCACACCCGCGGUCCUGCUGACGUCCCCUGGUACAACCCUCACGCGGCGGAACGACCGUUGUUGCCCGGCGACAAACUCCCCGCUCUCAGCCUGCCGACAGCCACCCAAGGCCUCUCCCGAACCGCCUAUCACGAUCCAUCCGUGACAAAUUCCAGUGCUCGCACAAGUCUGUCAGGUGCCUCCAUCCCAAACGAGCCCAGGAGCCCGCCCACGGACCUAUCUGGGACCCAGGGCCGGCUUUCUCUAGAUUCCUCCACGUCAGAGUACAGUCUUCCGCCGUCGGUCAACGAAGGGUACUAUCCUAGCCCGACUUCCCUUGGCAGCAUGAGCCACGCUCAGCCGUACAUGGACGUCCACUCUUCGCACAUGUCUUCUGCUCAAUCAUACCCCCCUCAAGGCACAACCGCUGGCGCAAUGUCCCACUAUCAGUACCACCAACAACCCCCAGUGAUGCAACCCGCCUCAUCUUAUCAACCAGCCCCUUAUUCUCAGUAUGGAUACCCGAAUGGCGUGACUUCCCCACCGACGGGACACCCACCCAGCACUAUGGGUGGUCAAAUGCCCACUCAACUGCUGCCCUUGCCUGGUAAGAUGCAAAGUCAGAAUGCGGUUGAUAAUUAUUCUGAUCGUUAUCAAGUGAACAAUCACGGCGUGGCUCCUGCUGGUGGCUAUGGAAAUACCACUGGUUCCCCGCUUCAAGGAUAUGUUUUCGAUCCCACGGGUCAAGUGGCACCCCCGGGUGCUAAACCACGGGUCACCGCCACUUUGUGGGAGGAUGAGGGUAGUCUGUGCUACCAGGUGGAAGCAAAGGGAGUUUGCGUUGCUAGACGAGAGGAUAACCACAUGAUCAAUGGCACAAAGUUGUUGAACGUGGCAGGCAUGACCCGUGGACGACGUGAUGGAAUCCUAAAAAGCGAGAAGCUCCGCCACGUUGUGAAGAUUGGACCAAUGCAUCUCAAGGGUGUCUGGAUCCCAUUCGAGCGCGCCAUGGAAUUUGCCAACAAGGAAAAGAUCACUGAUCUUCUUUAUCCGCUCUUUGUGCACAACAUCGGUGGUCUGCUCUACCACCCAGCCAACCAGACGAGAACGAACAUGGUAGUGCAGGAGUCCCAGCAGCGACGCAUGGAAGGCCCUCCCCAUGGUCCUCAGCGCACGCCUACAGGUCCCCAGCAACAUCCAACUCACCACCACCACUCGAUUCAAACGCCCAUGUCCUCGCAUAUGUCUCAGGCCCCAAUGAGUGGCCAGCCCGGCGCUCGCCCAGGCCUUGAGCGCGCGAACACGUUCCCCACUCCACCAGCCAGCGCAUCCAGCCUAAUGGGUGUGCCCAACCAAGGCAGUUCAUACGAAUGGGGAGGCCAAGUGCCCCACACCCAGCCCAUGUCCAUUGACACAACGCCGAGCCACCAGCGCUCAAUGCCAACGACCCCAGCCACGACCCCACCAGGUAACAACAUGCAGGGCCUACCAUCCUACCAAGGACAAGGGUACGAGAGCAGCAAGCCCUACUAUUCUGCGGCCCCCCAAUCCCACGCCCAAUACGCCCCCCACACCCCCCUGACCCAGUCAGGAAUGUCCAGCUAUGGCCAAUCCCUACCAAGCACCUAUAUGAAGAGCGAGAUGGCACCUCCAAACCCCCGAACGGGCGCCUCAGAGCCAGAAUCUGAAGAGCGCCAAGGAGACCGCUACCAGCCCGGCGAACAAGAACAUAGCCAGGACUACAUCCAGGACCACAACCCCGGCUACAAUUCCAACCGCGGCUCCUACACCUACACCACCAACCCCUCCGUCUCCUCCCUGACCGAGCACGCCCAACUCACGCCGGAGAUGACCAGUGCCGGACCCCCUCCCCACUGGGCCUCGGGAUACAACACUCCCCCGCGCCCCGCGGCCGCAACAACCUUGUACAACGCCGUGAGCGACACACGCGGCACGCCUGCGAAUGGGACCACUGACCCGUAUUUGGCGUCGUCCUCGGCGCCCGUGUACGCAACCAACUCGCUCAGCGCGGGCAGCAAGCGCAUGCGCGACGACGACGAGGCAGUCCGCCCCGAGAGCACGAAUGAGUAUGAGACGUCCAAGCGGCGCAAGACCAUCACCGACUCCACGCUCGGUGGACCGGUCGGUGGGCCUCCCAUUCUGCAGCCCAUGAAGCCUAGCAGUGUCAUGGCACGCCAUCGGUGA
Messenger RNA from Penicillium soppii, 2217 nucleotides. Its product is annotated as KilA-N domain-containing protein. The transcript has 4 exons. Gene Ontology annotation, cellular component: nucleus. Gene Ontology annotation, biological process: positive regulation of transcription by RNA polymerase II. Gene Ontology annotation, molecular function: DNA-binding transcription factor activity; sequence-specific DNA binding. Bases 1 to 2217 code for a protein of 738 amino acids. The record is from RefSeq and is a predicted model, not a curated record. Lineage: Eukaryota; Fungi; Ascomycota; Eurotiomycetes; Eurotiales; Aspergillaceae.